UACUGUGAUAUGUUGUUUAUUGGAGCUGAAACUUUUUACAAAACAUAUUUUAGUUAAAAUUACCACAAUCAUAGUUUGAAGCUGGCUUGAACAGUUCCAACGUCAAAUAAUACUCGACUGUACGAUAUAAACCCAUCUUGAACUGUUUGUUCGUACAGCUUUGUUUACAUCGAUCAGCACUGCGAAAACAUUGACCGGAAAAACAAUCCAGUUCAUAUCUCCGUAUCAUUCCGCUGAUAGUUUUGCUAAUAAUGGACGUAGGGGAGUUGUUAUCAUUUAAGCCCGAGCAAACUCCAAAGCGUCCGUCCGAUUUUGAACGCGAUCAUCAAAAUGACGACGACGAUGAACACUCCCCGGAACCGGAACCAACCCGCGGCCAUCCGCCGAAAAAAGUCCCUCGGUCCGAACAGCACGCAAGUGCUCGUGAAAAUCCAGUCUUGCCUGCCAAGGAGCCGCAAAUUAGUGAAGAGGAGCGGUUAAACAUUCUGAAGUUUGUUGAAACUGAAGAACCGGAAGGUGAGGUGCUUGAUGAGAGUGGGCUCAAAAAGAUGUUGCUGCUGUUCGAAAAGCGUGUGCUGAAGAAUCAAGAAAUGCGCAUCAAAUUCCCAGACAAUGCGGAAAAAUUCAUGGAAAGUGAGAUCGAACUGAACGACGCCGUACAGGAGCUUCACGCGGUGGCUACGGUGCCCGAUCUGUAUCCGCUGCUAGUCGAACUGAACGGUGUUGCCAGUUUGCUAGAUCUGCUGUCUCAUCAAAAUUCCGACAUUAGCGUGGCGGUCGUAAACCUGCUGCAAGAGCUAACCGAUGUGGACAUUCUGCACGAAAGCCUGGACGGUACAGAAACGCUAAUAGAAGCGCUCCGUAAUCAGCAAGCCGCAGGACUGCUGGUACAGAACCUGGAACGCUUGGAUGAGUCCGUUAAGGAGGAAGCGGACGGUGUCCACAAUACGCUAGCCAUCUUUGAAAAUCUAAUCGAAGUAAAGGCCGACAUCGCAAAGGAGGUGGCCGAGCAAGGUUUGCUCCAGUGGAUUAUGAAACGUUUACGCGCAAAAAUCCCGUUCGACGCGAACAAGCUGUACUGUAGCGAAAUUCUUUCGAUUUUGCUGCAGGACACGAACGAAAACCGUAUCACGCUGGGCAAUGUGGACGGUAUCGACGUGCUGCUGCAACAGUUGGCCGCCUACAAACGGCACGAUCCGAGCUCGGCCGAGGAACAAGAGUUCAUGGAAAAUCUGUUCAACAGCCUGUGCUCGGCACUGAUGGCGAAGGAGAAUCGCGAAAAAUUCCUGAAAGGCGAAGGGCUACAGCUGAUGAAUUUGAUGCUGCGCGAAAAGAAACUCUCACGCAACGGUUCGCUAAAGGUGCUGGACCACGCAAUGGCUGGACCGGACGGGCGUGACAAUUGCAACAAGUUCGUCGAUAUCCUCGGUUUGCGUACAAUCUUUCCACUGUUCAUGAAAACACCGAAACGUAGCAAGAAGCGGCUGCUCAGCACGGACGAGCAUGAAGAACAUAUCGUUUCGAUCAUUGCGAGCAUGCUGCGCAACUGCAAAGGGUCGCAGCGGCAGCGGUUGCUGUCCAAAUUCACCGAGAAUGAGUUCGAAAAGGUGGAACGGUUGAUGGAGCUUCAUCGAAAGUAUUUGGAAAAGGUGGAAACGAUGGAUCGGGAAAUUGAUCAGGAAAUGCAAAUCGACGAAGACGAUGAGCAGAAUGACGACAUGGUGUACGUGAAGCGUCUAUCAGGCGGUCUUUUUACGCUACAGCUCGUCGAUUACGUUAUCCUCGAAAUAAGCUGCAUGGAUGUGGUGAAGCAGCGUGUACUAAAGAUACUGAACCUGCACAACGGUUCGAUGAAAAUGAUACGAAACAUUAUGCGCGAGUAUGCUGGCAAUUUGGGUGAUGCCAGUGAUAGCGAUUGGCGCGAACAGGAGCAGGCCCACAUACUGCAGCUAAUCGAUCGUUUCUAGGGCGAUCGCAUUCGAGUGCCGUCGAAUUGCGUAACUUCAACUUCAACACAGAAAUGCUUAACAGUGUUCAAAGGGAGCAUUUUUUCCAUUUAUCUUGUUGCCACAAUUGUGUUUAAGUCCAGAAAAUUUACGUAUUGUAAUAGUAUCUGCAUGCGAGUUUGAUGUUUUUUAUUUCCUAAACGUCGGAGAGUUUACAAAUUGAGUAAGCAAAUAAAACCCCAUUCACAAUUAUACGCAUCUUUAUUGGAUUCAAUUCGGUUAGUGUUUUUUUUUUUU
Messenger RNA from Anopheles funestus (African malaria mosquito), 2243 nucleotides. RefSeq names its product beta-catenin-like protein 1. Gene Ontology annotation, cellular component: spliceosomal complex. The coding region runs from base 252 to 1967 and encodes 571 amino acids. The transcript has 3 exons. The record is from RefSeq and is a predicted model, not a curated record. NCBI's taxonomy places the organism in Eukaryota, Metazoa, Arthropoda, Insecta, Diptera, Culicidae.